UAUCUUUAUAUAUUUAGAUAAAUAUAGACUUGAUCCUUCAAUAUAACACAAAUUUUUUCACUUGCAGGAUGAAUUCCCUUCUAUCCAGGGGAUUUCUGAAAAGAUUUCCAGCUAGCUCAGGGGAGGUGGUAGUUAAAUGUUUAUUUGAUCGUAUACAUCUCAAAAAUUAGCCAACACUUCAAGCCAGGAUUUGACUCAUUGUUUUAUACAUUUGUGGAUUUAGGGAAGUGAUGGAAAAUAUUAAUCAUGCUUAUGAAACUUAAAAGUGUAUCUUUGGAAGGCUACUGGCUUGUUAAACAUAUAUCAGCAUGCCCUUUCCUCUAGUUAAAUUAAUUAGUUGAAACCAGCUAUUCUUUAUGUUUUCGAUGUCGUUUUCACUUCCUUAUGUAACACAUUUAAGGCUGUGAUGUUAGAGCCCAAAGGUGAUGGCUUCAUAGUAAAUUCUCUUUACAUAUAUGAGGUUGGUUUGCUAAUAAGUAAUAACAGGAAAAGAAACUGGAUGAAGAAAGCCUUUGAUUUCUUCUCAAUAUGGAGUCAGAUAACUUGGGUUCAAUGGUCACUUUUGAUGAUGUCAGUCUCUGUAAUUAUGAUGUACAAGUAUCAUCUGUAAAAUUACAUACAUAUGUGUGUGUGCAAACAUGUGUGGCCUCUGAAGUACUUUGCAGUUCUCCACUUAUGAUUCUUUCUCCAAGGUUCAUAGGGUUUGGAGACUUUAGUGAUCAAUAUAAAUAGUGGUAUAAACUUGAAACCUAGAAGGCAAACUAGUGAACUAAGACCUGCAUUGUUCUAAUUUUGGAUUAGAAAUUAAAUCUUAUUCUAAUUUUAUAUCACAACUCUAAAGUAUUAAGGCAGAGAAUCAGAGAGUCUUAAGGUAAAAUAAGUCAAAUCAACAAGCAUUUAUUAAGUACUUACUAGAUGCCAGAAUUUUAUUCUGAUUUUUUAAAACAACCAUAUAUAACUGAUUUUCAUUGAAGAAACACAGCAAAACAUGAUUUGAAAUAACAUUUAGACAAAAUAAAGAAUUGCUAAAAAGUACAUACCAAAGCAAGCAGUUGGUGCAUCUGUCAGUGCUUAUAAUGGUGCUUAUAAUGGUCAGUGAAAAGAAUUGGUUGAAUAUUAUUACUGAGAUUAUGGUAUAUUAAGAAAUGAAUGAAAUCAUUCAUAAACUAUUUUACUGAGUAAAUUUGUAGACUGCAGUCAGCCUCUUAUCACAUUCUUCACCAUCGUGUGCCUACUAUACAUAUAGAAAGUGAGGGAACAUCUGCUUAAUGAAUUUCCAGAUGUCUCUGAAUUUGGAAUUCAUUUUAGCAUAAAUUGAGAAGAUUUAUAUAGGAAUUCUUUGUAACUAUUGCAUGCAGCAAACACAUUUAUUUCUUUAAGAGGCUUUUCGCAUGCUAUCUGCCACCUGGCCUCAAUGUAAUUUCCUUGAUGAUUUCUGUUACUUUCCUGCUGUAGUCCCUUUUAUAGUUAAGGGGCAUCCCAAGGCAUUUCCAAAGCAAUGUAGUAAUCCAUUUGGAAUUGUAGACCUGAUGGGCUCAUAACUAACUACUCAAUGAAAAAAAAUAACAUUAUCUAAAGAAGAAAGCACAUGUAGCUUCAGUGUGUCAAGAUGGAGUGCAAACUUCAGUCUUACAUCUUAAAAUGUAACGUCAUUACUAUUGCACAUUGAUUCUCCCAAACUUAGCACAAUCUCUAGCCCAUAACGGAUUCUUAAGAAAUGUUCAUUGAUUGAUUGACUAUUGUCAUUGUACCUUAGCAGUAAAUAUUUCAGUUUCUUCAUCCCUAGCUAUCCCAUCAUAAUCCCUAGCUGUUAUAUUUGGCCAAAGAAAUUUAGUUUUAAAAAGAAGUGCAGGACAAGAUUAUAGAGACUAUGUGACCUAAUGGGCUCUCUUGCUUCUUUUGGGAAAAAUAGGAUCAUCAUAAAUCAUAAAUGCCUUAUUUCAGAGGCUGUCAUGUGAAGAAUGGAUAGACUCUAAAGAGUAGAAGGCUAAAGGAAAAUGAAUAUAGAAUUCCUGUAAGUAAUAACUUUCUAAAAAUUAGAUCCAUCCUUGGUUUAGGUUUGCUGUUUCCCAUCCAUUUAACUCUCUAUUUCUCUAGGAAUAAGUCUCCUCAGUUUCCAGAUAGAAUCACUAACAGUAGUGAUUAUUUCUUUCAGAUCCCACUUGUUUUCCUAAUUUUUGCCUUUUAUAAAGUAGGUGUAAACUAUUGUGGUUCACUUCUGGAAGCUUUGUUUCCUGGAGUAUUGUUCCAAGCUCUCCCUCUCUCCCUCCUGUGGCUCUGUUCCCAGCAUCAUUGUAGUUCAACUUAAUGGUGACUCCCAUGCUUUCCUGAUGUCUUUGAUUUUGCUUUUCACCAAAGAAUGACAUCCUUCUUCCCCAGAGGAUUAAUGUUCUUGCCACUGUACUAUGUAGAAUGAACAUUAGACCCACUUCCCACUUUGCCCAACUGUGCUAAGCAUACCCCGUGUUCUAUAAUGGGGCCAGAGUAACUCCUUUCCUUUGAAACUCUUUUGUACAGGUCGCUUAACUCCUAAAUGCUCAGCUUAGAACUCUCUUCAAGCUUUAGGGAAACUAAUUUCUUGCUUUGUCUCAUGUUACAUCUCAUACAGGGUUAAGGUAAAUCAGAGUCAUUUAAUUCUUUUGCUAACAAUAACUUCUAUGGGAUUUCUGGACCAUUAGCAUUUUUCUUAGAGUUGAGACAAAGGAAAACCCUCAUUUUCUUUCCAGUUUUCCUUCUUCCCCUCAGCUUCCAGUGGGAUAUUUGGGAUGAAUAAUUCAAAUUAUCUUCAAGUGCUUCUUGCAAGAUCCCUAAAAGGGCAAGCAACUGCUCCUGUUAAAGACACUGUGCCAAGGGAGGAUAUUUCUAAUCCUUGUUACAUUAGAGUUGAAAAACACUGCUGCAUUGUAUACAUCAUGGGGAAAUUACAAUUGUCCUUAUAAAACCUUAGCAAUUCUUUUAUAAGCUUUACUGGGUUUAUGAUCACUCAUAGGAAGUUUUCAGGUUUAAUGAGUUUCACUUGAUUUCAUUGCCACCUUAUAUUUUGUGAGAGCUAUUAUGCUAACUGCAGAGAUUUGAGUAGUGUAAAGUGUCUUGAUUGUGACUGUUCAUUGCUUUCUACCUGAGUUUGGACUCCUGGACUCCUGUCAAAUACCAUAAGCAAGAUGCAUGAGUUUUUUGCAUCUAAUUGCUGCUUAUGUGUUGAUUGAGUAUAUUAAAAUGAAAUAAAUGAAACUCUUUGAAGAAGCCCAUAAGAUAUAUUUGUGUAAUAAUGCUAAAUUUUCAAUUUGAUUGGAUUUUCAAAUGAGCAGUAGCAAACAUACUAGAGUUUCACUAUUCUGCUAUCCUUGGAUCAACAUCAUAGGACUUUAGAAUAGAUCAAACAUUACUAUGAUGAGGUCUCUUUAAACACUCUUUAGCACUUCUGGAAAUAAAACUCAGAUGGAAUCCAGGAUGGACACACCUUAUAAUAUAUGCCUAAGAGCAUAGCUUCAGUGUGGAAUCAUACUUACCAACCCCCUUCCCUAAAGCAUGAACAGUAAUCAUGGAAUAGUCAAAGUUUUCUAUGAGUUAAUUAGGAAUAAAGAAGCUCUAUAAUGGGUUGGGACAUAAAACAGAAAAAGGAAAAAGGAAAGAGUUCUCAGGGUAUAAACUCUUCUGCUUGCUCUCUUUGAGACAAUACCCCCCCCCACCAAAAGGAACCAUGAUGGGAGUCUUGUAAAGCCAUGAGUAGAAGCUUAAAAUUCCUCUUACUUCUACCUGCCUUGUAGCUAUCUAACUCCCUUAUUGAAAGAAACUGAAAAAAAAAAAAACCCAACAACUCUUUUUUGAAUUCCCCCACAACUGGGGUAUUAGUGAUUAUAUACUUUAACUUUUCAAGCAAUGAAACCUUCAUUAGAAAAUGAGGAUGGGGAUAGAAAGGAUUGGGAUCGAAACUCCAUUUUUUUGUUGUCUACCUCCCACAAAUCAUAAGGGUUAAACUUUUGAAAAAGAAUGGUGGACUCUACUGGCAUUCUAGAGGUUAACAUUAGGGGGCUCUAGGAUAAAUACACAUCUUUUUUUAUUGCUAAAAUUAAGAGAAAUAUAAACAUAUCGUUGCAGUUUUUGUGGAAAGAGUAACUCGUUCAUGCCUGAGCUCAUCUAACAAAAAAUAAAUGAAUAAAUAAAUUAUUGUCAGGGCAAAGACUGCUGAUGGUUGCAAUGAAAAAUCCCGAGAAAUGCCGGGGCAGCGGACUUAGUUUUAUUUUAGCAUAGCUUUCAAUUUAUGGUUUAUAUCAGAGGGAGAGAAUUUAUCAGGUCUUAUCAGUCAGAUCCAUCCCUUCUGGAUGGGUGUGUUAGCCCCUCCCCCUGUGCCGGUUUAUAGCUCCUCACUGAUGCAUUGUGAAAGAAAGUCGAAGUCCCCCCAGCUCAGGCUUUUAUUUUUGCUCCCUUUCUAAGGCUUCUUUCUCCCCCGCUAAACCAGGAGAGCUAAGCAAAUGGCUCAUCUACCCUCGGCAUGUCUGACCUGCCUUUCUUCUGAAGAAACGGGAGGAGAGACAGUACAAGUGCUAGCCGGUGGGCUGCCUUUACUGCAGGCUUUUCUGUUCAGGCUGUCCCUCUCCUUUAAAACCGAGCAUCCCUCCCCUCCGUGGCAGCAGCAGCAGCAGCAGCAGCAGGCUGGCUGCUUCCAUUCAGCCCCAUUUGGUAUGCAUGAGCACCACUGCUCCAAGCCAGGAGGUUGCUUUCUUAAGGAGGAUCGGGGGGCUAAGGCAGAACCCCUUUACUAGGCUUCCAAGUUCCGGAAACCUCCUGCCCUGACGGGACUGCAGGUGUGCCGAGAUGACCCUGGCAUGUCAGAACUGUGGGGCACCCGGGGUUUUCUAGGCAUUUGCAGGUGGACAGCUCCUUUUUUCCUGGUGGAAUUGGGAAAGAGUCAUGAAUCAAACUGAUGCUCAUCGCCCACUAAACUGGACCAUUAGGAAGCUGUGCCAUGCCGCUUUUCUCCCAUCUGUCAGGCUUCUUAAGGCUCAGAAGUCCUGGAUAGAAAGAGCAUUUUAUAAGCGAGAAUGUGUUCACAUCAUACCCAGCACCAAAGACCCCCAUAGGUGUUGCUGUGGGCGUCUGAUUGGCCAACAUGUUGGACUCACACCAAGUAUCUCCGUUAUCCAGAAUGAGAAGAAUGAAAGCCGACUCUCUCGAAAUGACAUCCAGUCUGAGAAAUGGUCCAUCAGCAAGCAUACACAGCUCAGCCCAACAGAUGCUUUUGGGACAAUUGAGUUCCAAGGAGGAGGUCACUCCAAUAAAGCCAUGUAUGUGCGGGUGUCCUUUGACACAAAACCUGAUCUCCUCCUACACCUGAUGACCAAGGAAUGGCAACUUGAGCUCCCCAAACUCCUCAUCUCUGUUCAUGGAGGCCUCCAGAACUUUGAACUCCAGCCAAAACUCAAACAAGUUUUUGGAAAAGGUCUCAUCAAGGCAGCCAUGACCACUGGAGCAUGGAUUUUCACAGGAGGAGUCAACACAGGAGUUAUUCGACAUGUUGGGGAUGCUUUAAAGGAUCAUGCAUCAAAAUCUCGAGGGAAGAUAUGUACCAUAGGCAUUGCUCCCUGGGGAAUUGUAGAAAACCAAGAGGACCUGAUUGGUAAAGAUGUGGUCCGGCCAUACCAGACCAUGUCCAAUCCCAUGAGUAAACUCACAGUUCUUAAUAGUAUGCAUUCCCAUUUCAUUCUGGCUGACAAUGGGACUACAGGAAAAUAUGGAGCAGAGGUGAAACUUCGGAGGCAGCUAGAGAAGCAUAUUUCACUUCAGAAGAUUAACACAAGAAUCGGCCAAGGAGUUCCAGUCGUGGCCCUCAUUGUGGAAGGAGGACCAAAUGUAAUUUCCAUUGUUUUGGAGUACCUUCGAGACACUCCGCCCGUUCCUGUGGUUGUCUGUGAUGGGAGUGGACGGGCAUCUGACAUCUUGGCAUUUGGGCAUAAAUAUUCAGAAGAAGGAGGCCUCAUUAAUGAGUCUUUGAGGGACCAGUUGCUAGUUACUAUCCAGAAAACAUUCACCUAUACUCGAACUCAAGCUCAGCAUCUCUUCAUAAUACUCAUGGAGUGCAUGAAGAAGAAGGAACUGAUUACAGUAUUUCGGAUGGGAUCAGAAGGACACCAGGACAUUGAUUUAGCGAUCCUGACAGCUUUACUCAAAGGAGCCAAUGCCUCAGCCCCAGAUCAACUGAGCUUAGCAUUAGCCUGGAACAGAGUAGACAUCGCUCGAAGCCAGAUCUUUAUUUACGGGCAACAGUGGCCGGUGGGGUCCCUGGAACAAGCAAUGUUAGAUGCCCUAGUGCUGGACAGAGUGGAUUUUGUGAAAUUGCUCAUAGAGAAUGGAGUAAGCAUGCACCGUUUUCUCACCAUCUCCAGACUAGAGGAAUUGUACAAUACGAGACAUGGACCAUCCAAUACUUUGUACCACUUGGUCAGGGAUGUCAAAAAGCGAGAAUAUCCAGGUUUCGGUUGGAUCUAUUUUAAGGGGAACCUGCCUCCAGAUUACAGGAUAAGUUUAAUUGACAUCGGCCUUGUGAUUGAAUACCUGAUGGGAGGAGCUUAUCGCUGCAACUAUACUAGAAAACGGUUCCGGACUCUCUACCACAAUCUAUUUGGACCCAAGAGACCUAAAGCCUUGAAACUUCUAGGAAUGGAGGAUGAUGUUCCCUUGAGAAGAGGAAGAAAAACCACCAAAAAGCGAGAAGAAGAAGUUGACAUUGAUUUGGAUGACCCUGAGAUCAACCACUUCCCUUUCCCUUUUCAUGAGCUCAUGGUAUGGGCUGUCCUGAUGAAGAGACAAAAGAUGGCCUUGUUCUUCUGGCAGCAUGGGGAAGAGGCUAUGGCCAAAGCUCUGGUAGCCUGUAAGCUGUGCAAAGCAAUGGCUCAUGAGGCAUCAGAAAAUGACAUGGUGGAUGACAUCUCCCAGGAGCUGAACCACAACUCCAGGGACUUUGGACAAUUGGCUGUAGAGCUGUUAGACCAGUCCUACAAGCAGGAUGAACAACUGGCAAUGAAACUGCUGACAUAUGAACUGAAAAACUGGAGUAAUGCCACAUGCCUGCAGCUUGCUGUGGCUGCCAAGCACCGAGACUUCAUCGCUCACACCUGCAGCCAGAUGCUGCUCACGGAUAUGUGGAUGGGCCGUCUCCGGAUGAGAAAGAAUUCAGGUCUCAAGGUAAUUCUAGGAAUUCUACUUCCUCCUUCAAUUCUCAGCUUGGAGUUCAAGAACAAAGAUGACAUGCCCUACAUGUCUCAGGCCCACGAGAUCCACCUACAAGAGAAGGAGCCCGAGGAACCAGAGAAGCCUGUGAAGGAAAAAGACGAAGAGGACAUGGAACUGACAGCAAUGCUGGGUCGAAGCAAUGGGGAGUCUUCAAGGAAGAAGGAUGAAGAAGAAGUUCAGAGCAGGCACAGAUUAAUCCCCCUUGGAAGAAAAAUAUAUGAAUUCUACAAUGCACCCAUUGUGAAGUUUUGGUUUUAUACACUGGCAUACAUUGGCUACCUGAUGCUCUUUAACUACAUUGUGUUAGUGAAGAUGGAGCGCUGGCCUUCUACCCAGGAAUGGAUUGUCAUUUCCUAUAUAUUCACGUUGGGAAUAGAGAAGAUGAGAGAGAUUUUGAUGUCAGAGCCUGGAAAGCUGUUACAAAAGGUGAAAGUAUGGCUUCAAGAGUACUGGAACGUCACAGACCUCAUAGCCAUUCUCCUAUUUUCCGUUGGGAUGAUCCUUCGUCUACAAGAUCAGCCAUUCCGGAGUGAUGGGAGGGUCAUAUACUGUGUUAACAUCAUUUAUUGGUAUAUCCGUUUGUUAGACAUUUUCGGCGUGAACAAAUACUUGGGCCCUUACGUUAUGAUGAUUGGGAAAAUGAUGAUCGACAUGAUGUACUUUGUCAUCAUUAUGCUGGUGGUGCUGAUGAGCUUUGGGGUGGCUAGGCAAGCCAUCCUCUUCCCCAACGAGGAGCCUUCGUGGAAGCUGGCCAAGAAUAUUUUCUACAUGCCCUACUGGAUGAUUUAUGGGGAAGUGUUUGCAGACCAGAUAGACCCUCCCUGUGGACAAAAUGAAACCCGAGAAGAUGGCAAAAUAAUCCAGUUGCCUCCCUGCAAGACAGGAGCCUGGAUUGUACCAGCCAUCAUGGCUUGUUAUCUCUUAGUGGCAAAUAUCCUGCUGGUCAAUCUCCUUAUUGCUGUCUUUAACAAUACAUUUUUCGAAGUUAAAUCUAUUUCUAAUCAAGUGUGGAAGUUUCAAAGGUAUCAACUGAUCAUGACAUUUCAUGAAAGACCCGUCCUGCCACCACCCCUAAUUAUUUUCAGCCACAUGACCAUGAUAUUCCAGCACCUCUGCUGUCGUUGGCGGAAACAUGAGAGUGACCCGGAUGAAAGAGAUUAUGGUCUAAAACUUUUCAUAACAGAUGAUGAGCUCAAGAAAGUCCAUGACUUUGAGGAACAGUGCAUUGAAGAAUACUUUAGAGAAAAGGAUGACAGAUUCAAUUCUUCUAAUGAUGAAAGGAUACGGGUGACAUCAGAAAGGGUGGAGAACAUGUCCAUGCGCCUAGAGGAAGUGAAUGAGCGAGAACACUGCAUGAAGGCUUCCCUCCAAACAGUAGACAUCCGCCUCGCUCAGCUGGAGGACCUCAUAGGACGCAUGGCCACAGCACUAGAGCGGCUCACUGGUCUGGAAAGGGCAGAGUCCAAUAAGAUUCGGUCCCGAACCUCCUCUGAUUGUACAGACGCCGCCUACAUUGUCCGCCAGAGCAGCUUCAACAGCCAGGAAGGGAACACCUACAAGCUCCAAGAAAGUCUCGACCCUGCAGGUGAGGAGUCAAUGUCCCCAACCUCUCCAACCUUAAUGCCCCGUAUGCGAAGUCACUCUUUCUAUUCCAUGAAUAUAAAAGACAAAAGUGGUAUAGAAAAGUUGGAAAGUAUUUUUAAAGAAAGGUCCCUGAGCCUACACCGAGCCACUAGCUCCCACUCGGUAUCAAAAGAAACCAAGGCUGCUCCGGCCCCCAUAAGUACUUUGGCAAUCAUCCCUGAUUCCAGAAGGCCAUCGUCGUGUAUUGACAUCUAUGUCUCAGCCAUGGACGAGCUCCACUGUGACAUAGACCCUCUGGACAAUUCCAUGAAUAUCCUGGGGCUAGGAGAGCCCGUCUUCCCAGCUCCAGCAGCAUCCACUGCCCCUUCAAGUAGUGCCUAUGCAACGCUCGCUCCUACCGACAGACCUCCAAGCCGGAGCAUGGAUUUCGAGGAUAUCACUUCCAUGGACACCAGGUCUUUUUCUUCAGACUACACCCACCUUCCCGAGUGCCCAAACCCCUGGGAUGUGGACCCCCCCAUGUAUCACACGAUAGAGCGCUCCAAAAGUAGCCGCUACCUGGCCACCACCCCAUUUCUUCUGGAAGAGGCCCCGAUUGUGAAAUCCCAUAGCUUUAUGUUCUCGCCUCCUCCUCGGAGCUAUUACCCCAACUUUGGGGUACCCGUCAAAACAGCAGAAUACACAAGUAUUACAGACUGCAUUGACACCCGGUGCGUGAAUGCUCCUCAGGCAAUAGCCGACAGGGUGAUCUUCCCUGGAGGCCUUGGAGACAAAGUGGAAGACUUGGCCUGCAGCCAUCCAGAGAGAGAAGCGGAACUGAGUCACCCCGGCUCCGACAACGAAGAGAAUGAAGCCAAAGACCGGAAGACGCUAGCAUUACCAGCCCAAGAGGGCGGUCCCUCGGACAGAACCCUGUCCAACAACAUAGCGGUCCCCAAAAUCGAGAGAGCCAACAGCUAUUCAGCGGAGGAGCCCAGCACACUCUACCCACACACCAGGAAAAGUUUCUCCAUCAGUGACAAACUCGACAGGCAACGCAACUCGGCCAGUAACACAGCCAGCCUCCGGCACCCCUUCCAGAGGAGUAAGUCCUCCAGGCCAGAAAGUAGAGGGGACAGCCUGUCUAUGAGGAGACUGUCUAGAACUGCUGCUUUCCACAGCUUUGAAAGCAAGCACAGCUAAAUUUUAGACCUUCCUUCCUACACAGUGCAGGAGAGAUGAGACCUUAUCCCCAAGUCCCUCCGUCUCCUUGCACCCUAACUAUUUGUGUUAGCUAAACAAAACUAACCACUCUGGGAGGGAUCUGUUUUAAAUCUCUCUUCUGGGACACUGGUCAGGAAAACUCUGAACAGCCUGACCUAUUCCCAUUCAUAUUUGAGGGGAGAGGGAGGGAAGGGGGGAUAUACAAGAGCCUAGAAUUGGGUUUGGAUAAAGUUCUCCAUCUGACUUAGCUGUGAGCCUUGGGGAAUGAAUGGGCGCCAAGCUUGAUCAUUGUUAGAAGGUGCCAUUUUGAUUUUUGAUCCUGAUCAAGCUUUUUAGGACCCAGGGCUAAUUUUUUUUUUAAUGAUGAAAUAAAAUAACUAGCAUACAAAUGAGCUAUUCUAAACUUCAAUUCUGUUUUCUUUUUACAUUGGUUCCGUCAUUGUGGUGAUUGAUGAAGAGCAUCCUUUUUGUUCUGUAUAAGCCGGCAGCGAGCAACCCUAACGUCCCACAUCCUUCACAUGUCAACAUCUCUGUAAUUGAUCAUUAUAAAGAAACAAACAAGGUAACACUCCUAGUUCACCUGUCUCUUUUAUAUUCACUUCUGGUGCCACAACUGUUGAUCUUGUUUGAAGAAGGGGGAAAAGAGGAACAAGAAAUGCCUUUGUAUUUAGGUUGUAAUCUAAAUGAAAGAAGAACUGAUGUAUGUUUAAAAAAAAAAAAACACAAUUGUCCAGCAACUUGUUGUAUAAGUGGGCAUUCUAACACAGUCUGAGCAAGCUCAAGAUGAAUGUAACUAAGUAAUUUAAUAUUAUAUAUUUAUUUUUUUAAUCACACUUGUCAUCAAUGAAUUUAUUCACAAAAUGGUACCAUGUUGAACAGUGGGCAGGAAGAUUGAAAUAAUGCCAUAAGUAAGAGGGUUAUCUUCUCACUGUUUAAUGGAAUGAACAUGUUUAGUUUGCUGCUAUAUAUACUUUAUUCAUACAUCACAUGUCACCACUAUGUUUAUUUGUUUUUUCCAUAGCCCUCAAAUCAUUCUGCCAGUUUUUCACACCAUCCAUCAUGCCUAUUUUCUAUGUUAGGACAUAACUAUUUCUAAAUAUUUUCAUAUCCACAGUUUUGUUAUCUGAUCUCGUUUCAAUGUAAAUUAAAUAGGAAUUUUCUCAAGGGCUGUUAUAAUUUUUUUUUUUGGACAAUGGAUUCAGAUACAUUUUGGGGGCUGGGUUCAAAACAUUAAAUUAUUUUCAAGGUGACUGGGGGUUGGAUAACAACCAAAAGCCAUCAGCUACAGUUCUGCUACACAUAUUUUUCCUGCACACAUAUAUAACAAAGCUGCAGAAAGAUGCCAUAGACCAAAGUAUAAAGCAGAUGAACCAUCCAGAUAGUUAAAUGAGAAAAAAGAAUAUAUAAAUAUAUAUAAAAUAAUAUAUAUGAACAGUAUAUAAACAUCAAGUAUGUAGAACAUUCCUUGAAGGUUAGAAAUCUCCCUGUGGCUUGGACUUUGCUCUUACUUUGGGUCUUUAAGGAAGAUAACCAAAGAUGGAGAGUUUCAGUACUUUUUUUGAGAUCAGAUUUCAACUGAAGGAACAUUUUUUUUAAUUAAAAAGUAGCUAUUGUUGAUAAGAGUUAUGGAGCCACAUGUUAAAGAUUCAGUUUUUUGUCACUCAGUUCUUCAGUCCCACAUAAAUAACUAUAUAAGGCUAUACAGAUCAGACAUGAUCUUGCCUCCUCUAAGUGAUUAUCUCAACUAUGGCCAAAUGCCUAUUGACUAAUUCUGUUGCACAACCAAUGAACUUUUUAUCAGAGUAUAGACUAAUGAAUGGUGUUGGGUGAGGCAGAGAUUUAAUUAGAUAUUCGUCUAUCCUUUGUUUUCUACAUUGCUCCUAUUUGUUGAGUGGAGUUUUCUUUAUAAAAACCUCCUACCAGGCUAUCCUUGUGUCACAUUCCUCUAACCACCACACAAACACCUUAUUCUCAACACUCCCUCUAGUUCUCCAAUGAUUAACAAGGAGGAAGGAGGAAUGUUUGGAGAUAUCCAAUCCUGCCUAACAGGAUUUAAUUUAAUUGUUAUACAGUGAUAUAUAGUUGGGAAAAGGACAGGGACUGUGAUUUCAUAGGUUUAAAGAAAUCCCAGAUAAAGUUUCUUCCAUCAGUGUAGGUGAACACCUUCUCAGAAAUUUAGUCUUAGAGAGUAGCCUAAAAUACCAAGAGGCUAAGUAACUUACCCUGGGUUACUAGCCAUUCUGCCACAAAGGCAGGACUUGAUCCCAAGUCUUCCUGGUUCCAAGGCCAACUCUCUAACCGCAAUGCCAUGCCAACUCUUAUGUAUGUAACACAGUUUGGAAAUAUUUGACUUAGUGAUAGAUCCCUUUGAUGUUCAGUGUUUGAAACUCAGCCACAGAUGACUGUGUCUUGGUCUUAUCGAAAGUAAGUCCAAAUCACAGAAGUUGAGCUUGAACCAGAGGUGUUCUAGAGUUUGUUUGUUUUUUUUUAUUUAUUUAUCACAUUUCAUAGCCUAUCUUUUUGCUGAUUUGACUUAUACUUGUGCCCCAAAGCUUUGACAGUUUCAAACACUGAGCAUCCAGUAUCCCUACCUAAGCAAACCAAGGAAAGAUGAUAAAGUCAUCUUCUUCUGAUUGAGUACCAAGCAAGCUAUUAAGAUACCAUUCUAGAUCAGAACUGAAAUUUGAGGUAGGGGGAAAGAAAUCACAACCAGAAACAGUAUUUCAUAUGAUGAUUAUCUGUGGGAGAUAGAGAGAUGUUAGAGGACAAAAAGAUGUUAGAGGGGUCCCAAGACUGAAUUCAUCAUCUUGACCAAUAUGCUUCCUGGUUCUUUGGUUUAAGUCUUUGGAACUAACAAAAUAGACCAAAUUUCUUUUAAUACACUACAACAGUCCAAAGUCAUUUUCCUUUCAUGUGCAUAUAUCACCCCAGAGUUGCAAACUUUUUUUUCUCUGUUCUUUCCAUUCUCUAUUCUCCUCAACACACCAACAUUGCAUUGCUCCCCUUGUCUUGUCUAGCCUGUGAUGAGUUUUGUAGCACGAUGUCACUGCUCCAGGGGAUGUUUGUUGCACAUCUCUAUGAGUGGAGAUGAUUACAAGAUGCAGAGUGUCAAAAUGAGUAUAAGCAACUCAGUACAGAGUCCACAGACACAAUAGAGUUGGGUAAAGAAUCUGCUUCUAAGGUGCCAACUUUUAUACGCUGUUUCCUGUAUGUAAUUUUUUGUUGUUAUGAAUCACUUUCUCUUUUCGUUUUAAUCUAAGAAUGUUUUACCAAAAUGAUUAUGGUGUGUUCCUGGGUUAGCUCUCUUCAUCUAUACUGAUCAGCCUGGCAUGUGCUUGAAGCAUUAACUCCAUAGAAAACCCCUCUUUGCUGAACGUUAAGAGUUCAGGAGAGAAUUCGGCAGGAAUCCUGAGAGUCGUUUGCCUAUUUCUCCAAGUCAAAAGUGAUAUAAGAGAUCAGAACACAGCACUUUACUCAACUGGAUUUUUACAAUCCAGGUUCAGAGAUCCAGGAUACUACUUAGCACUUUGAAAGCCCUCCCUUUUCAAAUAUAUAAAUCACAUGUUUUUAAAAUGCUCAUGACAACGCAAAAAAAAUUUUUUUUCUGAAUGUUCCCUUGUUCCUUCUAAAAUAUGGUUUCUAUAGAUAACAUGAUGAUAGAUGCCAGGAUAGUGCAUUUAUUCCACAUUCUGAGGCUCUACAGUCUACUCUUCUUAGUGAAUGUUAUGUGCUGUUAUAACUUCUCUAGUGACAAUAAAGAUUAUCCAAUAGUCUAUCACGUCCUAUCUAUAGCGGAUGCCAUAUGACCUGUUCUACAGUGCUGUAUUACAAAUAUCUUUGUAACCCACGUCUCCCCCAGCAGUGUCGUGGCAUGUGGUUGUAUUAAUGAGUGUUACAGGACAGCUUCAGCCUUGCAUUAGCUCAUCUAUUUGCAAAUCUGUAACAUUCAAUAAAGAAGCACAUGUUGCAAGGAAUACUCCCGGUCCAAAAUGCAUCUUCUUCGCAUAUGCAUGGCAGAGUUGCCUUUUUUGUUCCCAUCUGUAACUGCUAUCUGGUUCCCACAUUCUCCUGUAUGGCUCCACUACAAAUGUCUGUAUGAGCUGCUGUAUAUUCAUCCUCUAAUGAGCCACUGUGAGCUGUGAUUGGGGAGUUGUGACUGGAUGGAAGAUGAUCUGACGUGUUAUGCAGAAGGACCAUCUGAAAAAUAAAUGAACUUACGCUACUCUUUUGAAACUCAGUUGACUUAGCUGCUUGUUUACAUCUGCUGGCCAAUUCAGGAAGCAGUGUACAGUGUUUUAUAAAUAUUUUUCACCUAGUAAUGUUCUGUUUAUAGUUUUAAGUGAUGCUGUUUGGUAGGUGGCUAGACACGUGUCCUAGAUAGCGCAUAAUACUUUCGCAAUGACAAUGUGACUUAACUGCAAUAGUUUCUCCUCCUGGAGUCCAGUCUUAAUUUGUGUUGAUAAAAAUGCAUGCAUCGCUUCAUGAGUUUCUUUGGACUUCUCCGAGGCGCUUAUCAUGUUACUGUUGCCUGCCUGUGAUGCUAAAACCAAUUAGAGAUUCAUUCAACUUUCUGAGUUUCUUAUACUGUUUUUUGAAUCUAUUCAAUUUUUAAAGAUUAAAAAAAUAUGUAAUCGAGCUUUUUAUUAUCCUUUAUUAAAGUGAUGAACAAAUAAGAGGAAAUGAAGUAUUAACUGCAAGGUGCAUUGCUCCCGGACGCCUGAGGUUUCUGAGAGCUGACACAGCUUAGGGCUUCCCUGACAUUCAAAACACAAGCCUCUUCUACCUUAGAACAAUCACACAUAAAUUGCUAAGCAAUGAGGGACAGUGAGGAAAAGGAUGCUAAGUCACAAUGGACCAAAAUCACAGCAAAUGUCGUACGGGUGUGUUUUUCUACCUGGUUUUUCUAGAAGCGCACGCUUGGCCUCUUUUAGACAGUGAGGACGUGUCCUAGUGAGCCCCAAGUCAUGGAGUUUGCUUUUGUUCUUGUCAGAAAAGUCAUCUUUUCUUUCUUUGGAAUUAUCCAACACCUAGAAAACUGGGGAGUUGAUUCAUGUGGCCUUGAAUCAACAGUUCCAAAGACAAAGGAAAAAAAGCUUUUAGUCUAGCACCCACAGCUGGAAGUUGCAAGUGAAAGAGACUCAAGCAGACUUUUAUCUCCCUUUUAAUAUUCAUUUCUACAGCUAGAAAUCAGCCUACAUAUCUGUUGGUUCUCAUUCAAGAAAAAUGGGGUGUUUUAUUAUUUUUUUUAAACAGUGGCGUUUCAUUUUCUCAGGGGAUUCCCUUCCAUUUGUCAUUGCUAAUGAAGUGGGAAUAUGUAGAUUCCACCAUGUCCACAGGUAGAAAGGGACUUGGUCAGGUCCCCCCCAACCCCCCAACAACUAGCUAUUUAUAAUGAUAAUGGGUUAGAGCUGGAUGAGUUCUCCCCUGACACUGACCACCUGCUGCCCACUUUAAACUAGGAGGAUUUUGCAUGUUUGCACAAAUAUUUACAUUGGAGACAACAAAACCGUAAGUGUAUUUACAGAAUAAUAUGGCUUCCAGAAAAGCAUACAUGCCAAUGCUGAGUAUGUCCUCAGGGCUAUCUCCAAACAGAGGCUGAUCAUUCCCUUCCUCAACCAUCCUGCUUUCCCAUCAUUAGGGUUCUGAGUAAGAGUGAAGAGGAAAGGUUGGGAUUGUAUCUUCUGUAGGGCUUCAGCGUUGCAUUUUGUUAGCUAGAUUGAAAAGAUUUAGAGAGGGAAGAGACCCUAACGAUCAGAUCUAGUCCAACCCCUUCAGUUUACAAUAAGGAAACAGAAGACCCCAAAAUCAAUGCAACUUCCCAGCUUGCCCAAGAUCAUACACAUAAUGCAUCAGAGCAAAGAUUUGCACUCAGGACCCCGAGACCAAAUCCAAUGCUCUUUCCCCUCUCUUUCCCAUAGCAAUAACUAGUCUUAUCAAAACCAUUUUGCUCUUUUAUUCAGAAUCUCCUGCACAAUUUGAAUAGAGAACCAGACAUAGAAUCAAGAAGACCUAGUUCCAAAUCCCACUUCUCCCACUGACCAGCUUGUAACUAUGGGCAAGCCACUUAACCUCUUAGCCUCAAUUUUCUCAUCAUUAAAAUGGGGGCAAUAAAAGCCACAGUACCUACCUCACAGGGUUGUUGUGAGGCUCAGAUGAGAUCAUAUUUCUACAGUGCUUUACAGACAUUAAAGACGUAUAUAAAUGUCAGCUAUUAUUGUCAUUGUUGCUAUGGACUGGAAAGUCAAUUAUUCCCAUUCGACCCCAACUUAUCUUUUUCUUUCUAACCAGUCUCUAAAUUCUUUUUGUUUUCUCAUUCCCAUGAUCCCCUGAAGCAGCCUCUGUCGGCCCCAUGGUCCUACCCCGAUUUCUAGCCAGGCUUGGAUGUGAGGUCUACACAGCUCUCAUCUCAUGAAUUUCAGUUUCCAAAGAACCCAUCUCUCUCCCCCCUCCAGCUUCUCUGAAUACCCAGGUGGCACAGGCAGAGCCUGUCCUGAACUCAUGUAGAACGGACUGCAGGUUCCCAUUUAGGAAACACCCAAGCUCACAGCCAUCCACACCAAGUUCCCAGGGGAGCGAAGUUGGGGGCUGUUCCUGCUGCUACUGGGUAAUUUUUAAAUAUUUUGAGAGUAAAAAAUAUAUGCAUGCACACACACACACACACACACGCACACAUACAUGUGUCUCUGUGUGUGUGUGUGUGUGUCUAGCUAUUUGGCUGUUAACUACAUGGCUGGUGGAUUAGGAGAACACCUGCAAAGGAUGUUCAGUGACGAGGGCACCAGCCCUGCCCUCAACAUCGGUCCGCCUCCCAUCACCGCAGCUGACUUACUUACCUGAGAAGUUGGUAUUGCUGCUACUGCUGUGUGGGCAAGUGAUGCAAUAUGCUGUACUCACAGUAAUCUCAUUAUCCAGAAUUGGGGUUCUCAUUUGUAAAUGUUCUAACUGUAGUUUAUAAGAGGGGAAGGGUGGGACGAGGGUGGUAAACAAAUGACAUUUUUAAACAGAUUCCUAUAAAUAUGAAGAUUUUUAAGUUGGGUUUGUCAAAUAAAUAUAUAUAUAUAAAUAUAUCCAUCUCUUUCUUUUUUGUGUAUGGAUAGACAUGGGUUUACAUAUCUAUCUACCUAUAUAUAAAUAUAUAUAAAGCCUAGGAAAAAUAGUUCUUUUUUAAAGGUUUAUUGUAUUCACGAUGCACUUUUAGCUGUGUGUUUAGAUAUGUACUUCCAAGCAAAAGUUGGCAGUUACCACAAUUUUAAAAAAAACUCUUUCUGUAAUUUCUGUAACAAAUGUUUUGCAAUAAAAGAAAUAAUGUAGCUCAAAACACA
Molecule: messenger RNA, 17339 nt
Organism: Monodelphis domestica (gray short-tailed opossum)
Lineage: Eukaryota; Metazoa; Chordata; Mammalia; Didelphimorphia; Didelphidae
Gene: TRPM3
Product: transient receptor potential cation channel subfamily M member 3
Biological process (GO): metal ion transport; protein tetramerization; monoatomic cation transmembrane transport
Cellular component (GO): plasma membrane
Molecular function (GO): monoatomic cation channel activity
Source: RefSeq, a predicted model, not a curated record